AUGUCGCUGUCUCAGCGCGUAACCGCAAUAGAGGAGCAUGGCGGCUCCUGGAGUAGAGAUUCGAGCACCAGCUCGAGGAACCGGAAGAUGAGCUUCAACCCCGUUGGCACCUGGACAGAGCCGACGGGCGAGGAGUCUACCAUAGGUGCUUUCGAGGUGCCCAAAUGGAAAAGACUGUUACAGGUUGGUCUCGCUGUCAUCUACUGCCUCUUCGCUGCAGGCGUCGUCUUUGGCUACGCUGCCAUCAAGCCCGUUUUGCUGGACGAGGGUGUAUAUCGGAAUCUUUGCACAAAAAAAGAGCUCGACGAGAAUGUCAUUGUGUGUUAUGAGCAAGAGCUGCGACUUAACCUCAUGUUCACUGUCGCCGCCGUAUCCACCAACGUCGUAGCGCUCCCAGUCGGCACCAUACUCGAUCGCCAUGGCCCACAGACGACCAGCAUCAUUGGCGCUUUCUCUACUGCCCUGGGCUCACUCCUAUUCGCAUUUGCAAACCAACUGCCAUUUGAUGCUUAUAUUCCUGGAUAUCUCUUCCUAGCCUUGGGUGGACCCUUCAUCUUCAUCUCCUCUUUCCAGCUUAGCAACACCUUUCCGCAAUACUCUGGCUUAAUAUUGGCUCUCCUUACCGGCGCAUUCGACACCUCCAGCGCCGUCUUCCUCGCCUACCGACUCAUCUACCAAGCCAGUAACCACAGCUUCCGCGUCAAGAAAUUCUUCCUCCUCUACCUCAUCGUUCCCAUCUUCAUCCUCGUCGUCCAAAUCCUCUUCAUGCCCGCAGUCUCCUACAAGACCGUCGGCGAACUAGUCACCUCCGUCGAAGACGAACAAGUCGAGCACGACUCGGACGACGACAUCACCGACACCGCCACCGUCGAGCGCCUCCGCGACGCCCGCCGCGCCCACCGCGACAGCCUCGUCAGCGAAAUCACCAGCCUCCUCGGCACCAAAGAUGGCGCCCGCCAAGCCGAUGACGAGAAGAAGAAAAAAGACAUCUCCGGCGUCUGGGGCGCCCUGCACGGCCGCACCGCCGCCCAGCAAAUUCGCACCCCUUGGUUCGUCCUCAUCACCCUCUUCACCGUCCUCCAAAUGACGCGCAUCAACUACUUCGUCGCCACCAUUCGCACGCAGUAUACCUACCUCUUUCACGAUUACGCAAAGGCCGUUGAAAUUAACAACUUCUUCGACGUCGCACUGCCUGUGGGUGGCGUGCUCUCCGUGCCCUUUAUCGGUCUUUUGCUAGACAAUACAAGCACCACCUUCACCCUCGCCCUCCUCGUCACGAUUGCAACUACAAUCGGCAUCCUAGGCAUCAUCCCAGAAACAUGGGCCGCAUACUCCAACAUCAUCCUCUUCGUCCUCUACCGCCCCUUGUACUACACCGCCGUCUCCGACUACGCCGCCAAAGUCUUCGGCUUCGCCACCUUCGGCAAAGUCUACGGCCUCAUCAUCUGUCUCGCCGGCCUCCUCAACUUCUCUCAAUCCGCCCUCGAUGCCGCUACCCACAAACUCUUCCACAACGAUCCCGUGCCCGUGAAUGUCGGGCUCUUGGUGAGCGCGCUGCUGGUCGGUGUGGUGCUCGUGGGGUUCGUUUGGAGGAGGAGUGGGAGGGUGGGUGGGAAGGGGAGGGCGGGGGAGGUAGAGCAGGCGGAGCGGGCGGAGCGGGUGGGGUUGUUGAGGGAGAAUGGGAAUGUGGGUGGGAGUUUGAGUCGAGGGGAGGAGGGGAGGGGGAGGAGGUUGUGA
Molecule: messenger RNA, 1737 nt
Organism: Plenodomus lingam JN3
Lineage: Eukaryota; Fungi; Ascomycota; Dothideomycetes; Pleosporales; Leptosphaeriaceae
Biological process (GO): transmembrane transport
Cellular component (GO): fungal-type vacuole membrane
Molecular function (GO): transmembrane transporter activity
Source: RefSeq, a predicted model, not a curated record